Penicillium argentinense is the source of this 1020-nucleotide messenger RNA. RefSeq lists its product as uncharacterized. The record is from RefSeq and is a predicted model, not a curated record. The coding region runs from base 1 to 1020 and encodes 339 amino acids. NCBI's taxonomy places the organism in Eukaryota, Fungi, Ascomycota, Eurotiomycetes, Eurotiales, Aspergillaceae. The transcript has a single exon.
AUGGUCGAAACCGAAAACAUCGAAAACCACAUCCCCCUCUCAAACAAUGCCCUCGUCCGAAAAUUCCUCCGCAUCGACUUCCCGCUGGAACAACACCUCUCCGAAGCAACACUGCAACCAGGAAAAACAUACACCAUCCCCUUCAGCUUCAUAACCCCCUCACACAUCCCGGUGCAAAUGUGCCAGCACCCCUGCGCCAACGCCACCCUCUACAACGAACACCUCCAACUCCCGCCCAGCCUCGGCCGCAGUCCAUACUACAAGAGCACACACGACAUGACACCGAACGAGGCAUCCAUAUCCUACAGCAUCAAUUUCGCAGUCCUGAGGAAAUACGCCAAAUGCUCGACUUUAAAACAACUCCACGAAUCAAUCUACCCAAUCUACAUCUUCCCAACCCACUCUGAAACAGCACCUUUAUUCAUCUCUCCGAUGAACAAGUAUUACAAACUGCGCACCGCGAAAACACUUAGAAAAGGCGUCCUCCGCUCGAACCUGGGUUCCUUAAUACUCGCCACAGCUCAACCACCAGCAAUCGAGCUGUCCACCCCGCAACCGCGACAACACGCAGGAACAACACUCCGAUUACAUCUCCGCUUCGAGCCAAAGACUGCAGAACAGCCCCCACCCCGCAUGGUCUCGAGCGACAUCAAGCUGAAAGUAAUGACUUUCUUCGGCAUGGAGACUUGGCGGGAUUAUCCUGACCAAACGGGGCCUGCCACGUGGGGUCCCAGACAGGCGUAUUGGUCUGAGGGUAUGCCGCUUUGUUCGGAGAAGUAUGUCCUCGACUGGAAGCUGCAGAAGUCUGAAAGAAAUACCGGAGAGGGACUGUUCUAUUUUGCAAGUCUUGAUAUUGCGGUUGCAUUACCGGAGUCGCGGGUUUACCCGCCUACUUUUCAUUCUUGCUUUUUGUCGAGGACGUAUGCUUUCAAAAUGGCCUUGUCGUAUCGGGAUCAUGAGAAGGCGAAGGGAUGUUCAUCUGCUUGUUUGGUUGUUCCUGUUCAGAUUUGUGUUUUGUGA